This is a messenger RNA of Drosophila innubila, 1488 nucleotides long. Its product is annotated as phenoloxidase-activating factor 2-like. Gene Ontology annotation, biological process: proteolysis. The coding region runs from base 8 to 1405 and encodes 465 amino acids. Lineage: Eukaryota; Metazoa; Arthropoda; Insecta; Diptera; Drosophilidae. Gene Ontology annotation, molecular function: serine-type endopeptidase activity. The transcript has 2 exons. The record is from RefSeq and is a predicted model, not a curated record.
UUGUCAAAUGCUGUUAUCGGGGACUCUUGUAUGGAUUCUGGUGCCCAGUAUUUAUCUGCUCGGUGCACAGUGUGACCCUAAUGUCACAGAAGAUGUAGAUAUACUUGAGGAAAUUAUAAAUGAAACUUCAACCAGUGAUGUAGAUAUACUUGAGAAUAUUUAUGAUGGUCCUUCCAACAAUUGUCCUCCCAGCAAUUGGACUUCACAUAAAGCAGAACUAAUACAACAAAUCGAUGCCAUAUUAAAAGAAGGAUGCGAUCAUGAUAUGGUCAAUAGUGCUCGCAAAACAAUCGAAGAGGCUUUUGCGCAGAUUGAUAGGCUAUUUAGUCCUAAUUCUAGCUUCAGCAUAGGAACUGAGUCACCACUAAAAACAACAACAACGACAACAACGACAACAACGACAACGACAACACCAGCACCAACAACGACAACAACAGCACCAACAACGACUACGACAACCGUUAAACCGAUUAAAUACUGUGGUUGGAACAAUGAAAAACGUUGCAUCAAACGGUGGAAAUGUGAAAAUCCAUCGGUAAGGGAAGGGAAAUAUUUGAUAAAUAUUAAGAAUAGCAGAGUAUGUCAUUACCUGGAGACUUGCUGCUCUACUGAGAAUUUGCUCAACAAAUGGACACAGCCUCAUCAACCUGAUAACGAGGAUUUACAAUGCGGCUAUGCGAAUAAUAAGGGCCUUUUUAUGACAAUCGAGGGCAACGAUCGAGGUGAAUCGGAUUUUGGAGAAUUUCCCUGGACUGUGGCUAUAUUUACCACCUCGAAUGCUUAUCGUGCUGGAGGUUCUCUGCUCGCACCCAAUGUCGUGCUAAGCAGCGCUAGUCUAUUGAAUAAAGACAAUGCGAUGAAGGUUCGAGCUGGCGAUUGGGAUCUGAGAACAGACAAUGAGAUUCUGGAGUAUCAGGAGAGAUUGGUGAAGCAAACAGUAACUCACCCCAACUACUUAUUCGAUACCUCUGAAAAUGAUAUUGCACUGCUCAUUCUCGAGUCGGACUUCAACAUGAAGUCGAAUAACAAGCACAUCAGGCCCAUCUGUUUGCCUCCCAAAAAUAUUGUGGUGGACUACGACAACUGCAUUGUUUCCGGCUGGAAUAAAAGACCCAUAGCCGGUCGAUUGAUGUUGACAAGCAUGCUGCUAAGUAUCGUCGAUUGUACAAUCGGACCAAAAUAUGACUCAAUCUUGUGUGUGAAAGGUCAGAACUCAAAUCUCAAGUUCUCCACUGGAUCGGCACUAGUUUGUCCUAAAGCUCACGACAGCACCAAUCGGUAUUAUCAGGUUGGUGCCUGGAGCCAUGGAUCUGGCACAAAUAACACCAGGUUUGCUAAUAUACCCAAUCUUCUGGAUUGGAUAAGUGCUGAACUCGCCAAGCUUCAGAUUAAUCUUGAUACUUGAAAAAAUUCGAUUUUUGAUUACAUUUCCACAUUUAAUUUGUAGUAUAUGUUCGUCAUAAUAAAUAUAAUACUAUCGCUCAUCAA